Molecule: messenger RNA, 721 nt
Organism: Papaver somniferum (opium poppy)
Lineage: Eukaryota; Viridiplantae; Streptophyta; Magnoliopsida; Ranunculales; Papaveraceae
Product: ethylene-responsive transcription factor 14-like
Exons: 1
Coding region: 60-449 (129 amino acids)
Biological process (GO): ethylene-activated signaling pathway; regulation of DNA-templated transcription
Molecular function (GO): DNA-binding transcription factor activity; DNA binding
Source: RefSeq, a predicted model, not a curated record
CUAGUUACUACUACUAGUAUAUGCAUGCAAAGGUUGCCUAGAAACAACUAUUUUAAGGAAUGGAAGGAGGCUCCCAGAAAGGAAAGAACAUGGAGGAAGGAGGAUCAGGAGGCGAAGUUAGAUACAGAGGAGUAAGGAAAAGGCCAUGGGGAAAAUACGCGGCUGAGAUACGUGAUUUGCGUAAACAAGGUGCGCGUGCAUGGUUAGGCACGUUUAAUACCGCAGAAGAAGCGGCUCGAGCUUAUGAUAAAGCUGCUUUUGAAAUGAGAGGUUCGUUAGCUGUUCUUAACUUUCCUAAUGAGUAUCCUUCUAUGAAUACUCGUGGUAAUGUUUCUUCUUCGUCAUCGGGCGGGAAACAAGUUUUUGAAUUUGAUUAUUAUGAUGAUCAACUAUUGGAAGAUAUGCUUGGGUCUGAAGAAGAAGAGAAUAAGAAAAAAGGGAGAAAAUGAAAAUUAGCAAUCAAAAAAAUGUACUAAUGAUGAAUUAGUUCAUUAGAACUACUUCAUAGUACUAAUUAAAUAUAUAUUUUCGAUAAAUCUAUCUUAUAAGUAUAUCCCAGCGGUACCUAUUUUCGUUUCGAUCUUGAUUAAUAUUUAGGGAUGGAUUUUAUAUAAUCUAAUCUGAACCUAUAUUAAAAAAAAAAUGGGAUGAAAGACUUAAAAGUUAGUGUACGUACAUGAAAAUAAAUUUAAAGAUGAUUACGGCAAUGGUUGCUAAAUUA